AUAUUUUGAAGAUUUGCUCAGUGGUGAGUUUUUUUGGAGUCGAGUGUGUGCAAUGAUAGCUCCUCCGGUGAGGUCUUUGGCAUUGUUUGGACGUCACGGGAAGGAUCCAGAGGGCGGAUUUCUGCUCAUCCGAGAGUCCUUAGAAAGACCAUUCUCCUCUCAAUACAGUAUUGGCCUACCUGUUGCUCCCCUCCAUGAAAUCAGGUCACCCACUCAUCUUUGAGAUCCGAGUUCAUAUUUAAUAGUGCACCAGAUCUAACAGUUCUUUCUGACAAAUCAAAGUCGCUAUAGUGGUUACCUUUGUCAGUCGAUCUUGCUUCGAUUCAUCCUCCUCCCCACUUCCUCUCGAUAUACGAUUGCGUAGGUCGGUCUAAAGUAAAGGCCCGAUAAUUCCAAUUAUUUGUUUCUUCUGCGUAUGCGAGCUUCAGUCAUGGACCACGUGUAUAUGUUCUGCGCUGAUAUCUCCUUACUGGCUGGCAACCUCAACAUCAAUAUCUCUUGUGACUCCCACUUGGCAUCGCUCCGUCGAUAGCCAUAGCAUCAUCCAAGCAGCUGAUUUCUAGCAUCAGGAGCAUAGGAGGCUGACAACAGGAAUAUUUCAAUAGCUCCUGUACGCUUGGGUGUUACUUGCCAGCUUUGGCUUGCAGAAUUCUACUAUCUUGUCGGUGAUUUGUACAGAGAUGUUCGACAGUGUUCAGCAGUCUGCCAUGAAAUCAUGGAUUUAAUGUGGAUGGUGAUUGCAUGUACCAAGUUCUGUUGGGCAACAUUUAUCACAUAGGAUUUUGCCAGACUUGAAUAGAACUAUGGGAUAUACUAAAUUUUAAUGGAAUAUACUGAAUCUGAUACUAGCCUGAUGGAUUAUACUGGACUUCUACAAUCUUCUUGAUAUUCAAUGUACAUGUUGAAUCUAAUGGAUUACACAUAGGCAUGGAGAGAUACCAGCGGCAGUUUAAAUAUCUGGAGGGGAGCGAUGAGACAUCAUCGGUCGACAGCCAGCCGUGCGACAGCACUUCGCUCGACCAAUUCCCGACACGCCAGGAGCGUAAGAAACACGUCAAACACCAGAAAUCGUACACGGAAUGGGAGAUCAUGGAGGGGUUGAAAGACGGCCAGAAGUGUGAGGCCAAGCCGCUGAGGCAUGAUGGGUAUAUGUUGAAACGGCGGAAAUGGCCAAUGAAAGGUUGGCACAAGAGGUACUUUGUGCUGGAAUCCGGUGUCCUGACAUAUGCAAAGUCGCCCAGUGAUAUUCUAAAGGGUCGUCUUCAUGGCUCCAUAGACAUUGGUCUGUCCGUCAUUGCAUUUAAAAAAGCUGGUCGGCGGAUAGACAUUGAUGCAGAGGAGCUUAUUUAUCAUAUCAAGGUGAAGAACACUGCGCUAUUCGAAGAAUGGGUGCAGAAGUUAAAACAUCACCGAUUGUAUCGUCAGCAUGAGAUUGCGUUUGGAACAAAAGAUGCGCCGAAACUGACCGAUAUCCAGUCGCCGGUCGAUGACCAAUUGCCACCAUUUCCACCAGUUCCCGAGACUGUGCGUGGGGAGCUUGCCAGGACAUUCAGCCUCACAAGGGAUACGCGUAGCACGAGCUUUAAGACGAUGCGUAGCGGCAGUUUCGUGGGGACCGGCACCGGUGGCCGCGUGACAGCAUGGCUGCUGGAUUCUGCUGGUAUUCAGCGCUGCAAUAAAGAUUUGUCGUCAGCCCAGACGAAAAUAUUUGAAUUAACUCAGCUCUAUGAGCAACUUCAGAGCUUCCCUCCAACCACAGUCAAUAGUGACCAAUCGUCAGAGCUAAGCGAUAAUAGUUCACCCAGGAAAGACAGCAAGGACCGCGGAGCACGUAAGAUUUCAUCAUUCAAGAAAGGUAUCAAAAGAGAUAAAAAAACAAGUCAGAUCGAUCCACAUACACGCAUAUCAAAAAAAGAUCGCAAGGCACAACGUCAGCAUCGGAAACAUCAUAGUUUCCAUUUGCAUCGGGUUUCAUUGCCAGCCUCGUUCCCAGACAACAGCGUGCUACAUAUCAGUUCUUCAACCUCAAAUCUGUUGAGUUAUGAUGCGGACGCAAAGAAUCGGCCGGCAAGCAUGUCGGACUACACUUCCUUGCUGAAUCGCUCAUCUCAAGACUUACGGAGUCAGGAAAAUGGCUUCAGGGAGGAGUUUUUGUCGGUCGCAAAAGAUGUCCAAGAAACACUGAAGUCCCUAGUUCGCACCCUGAGUACCGAGCGAGAAAGAUUAAAGGGACUAUUAGAGCAGGAAUCCAUGCCAAACUUUCAGGGAAAUGCAGCCUACGUUUACAGCCUUAAGACUGCUCUCAGUGAUACACUCAAACAGAACCAAGAACUCCGUUCCCGACUGAACAAGAUCCAUUCAGAUUCAAAUAUCUCCGACAUCCCCCCACCACCGUCACCACCAGGCACGAUGCCAUCAGAUAUGGACAUGCCCCACCCACUACUCCGGCACUCCUUCUCAGCUGAAAGCACAUCAAUGUCCGAGUUCUUCGAUGCUGCUGAAUCGCUACAAUCGAUCGAGUCGAUGGAGUCAAGUCCAUCUACGUCAGAUGAGGAGAAUACUGAUGAUGAGAUAUCUGAAGAAUCAGAAGACUUUGACACGGAGUACACUCCUGUCCAAUUGGAGAAUGACUUCCUGGGCGGAAUGAACUCGACCGGCCGCCGUGCUCAACUCCCCGCCCCAAAACCGGACAUUGGCGACUUCAGCCUAUGGAGUUUAUUGCGUAAAAAUAUCGGGAAGGAUCUCUCCAAAAUCAGCAUGCCUGUCACACUGAAUGAGCCAAUCAACAUGCUGCAGAAAGUGUGUGAAGAGCUCGAAUAUAGCGAGUUGUUGGACAAAGCUGCUGAGUGCAACGACCCAUUUGAGCGAAUGGUCCAGGUGGCAGCAUUCUCAGUGAGUGGGUACGCGGCAUCUUUCACGAGAGCCGGACAGAAGCCGUUCAACCCGGUUCUCGGAGAGACGUACGAAAACAUUCGAGAGGACAAAGGUUGGAGGUUCAUCUCCGAACAAGUCAGUCACCAUCCGCCAAUAUCAGCCUGCCACUGUGAUUCCAAGAACUUUGUCUUCUGGCAAGACAUGAGAAUUAAAAACAAGUUCUGGGGCAAGUCUAUGGAGAUUCAGCCCAUCGGCACUGUUCAUCUAGUAUUACCUAAGUUUAAGGAUCAUUAUACGUGGAACAAAAUCACCACCUGUGUUCAUAACAUCUUCAGCAAUCAACGCUAUGUGGACUGCUAUGGUGAGACUGUGAUACGCAACGGGGACAUAAUAUGCAAGCUCACCUUCAACAAGGCAAGCUACUGGUCGUCCAAGAGACAUGAAGUGCAUGGUGUAAUCAUGAAUGGUGAGGGUAAAGUGGUGCAUCACCUGUUUGGAAAGUGGACAGAGGGAAUCUACUGUGGACAGGCCUCGUCUGCCAAGUGUAUAUGGAGACCAGGAUCGUUACCAGAAGACCAUGAUCUCUUCUACGGGUUCACACGGUUUGCCAUCGAGCUGAAUGAACUUGAUCGGGACCAUGCUCACAUGCUGCCACCCACAGACACAAGGUUUAGACCGGAUCAGAGGUUACUUGAAGAGGGCAAAGUGCAAGAAGCGGAGGCCGACAAGCUGAGAGUCGAGCAGUUGCAGCGGGAGAAUAGGAAACGACGGGAGGAAGAGAAAAUAGAUAUCGAACCCAGGUGGUUCAGGAGGGCUCAAAAGGGUGGCCGAGACGAAUACGAAUAUAAAGGAAGCUAUUGGGAACAUCGGAAGAAUCCCGCCUUUGCUAAAAUGGUCUUUCCAAAACUUUGGUGAUCUUAGGAGAAUUUAGACUCAAUCGGAUUGUUGUUGGGUUCGCCCUCUUUUGCAUUUUCUGUGAUUUAUAAAUGGAUAUUCACUACCUUUCACACCUCAAGAGGUGGACAAUGGACUGACACGUUCUGCAAAUUUAAUGAGUUAGGAACGCUUAGGGGUGUUUUUGUAAAUGGUGCAGAUUGGAUUUCUCUACCGCCUGUGGUUUGGAGCUUUUGGACCUGAGCAACUUACUGUAAACCAACACUAAGACUGGGCCAGAUUGACAAGAGACUGAAAUUUCUUUGCUGCAAAAGUCAAUGCAUACUUGUAUCAAAGUUUGUAUUUCAAAUGGUAACCUCAAAGAUGAACAACUCACUGAAUUUCUUCUGUACAGUAAAGAGGAAAUACGAAUGUUCACGUCACCCAAGACAAAGUUGGCUAGCAGCCUGUUUACUAUUAAGUUUCUGACGUUAAUUGAUCAGCUAUCCAAAAAAACAAAUAAAACGCACUUCAUAUUGUACAGCCAUAUUCAUAAGUUUUAUGAUCGUCAUAAAUGACAUAAAAUCUUUGCAUUGUGCUCUCUGUGGUGUUAACUGCCGGACAGUUUUGAGUGUUUAGUAGGACAGUGUAAUACAUAUGAUGACAUUACUCGUUCCUUUUCAACUCGCCCUCUAUUGCAAGGAGUUGGUGAUAUGUUGAGACACCGCUUUACAUGUAUACGCAGUUCAUCCAAUGUGCUUUUGACUCAUCUUGAUAACAUGAGGAAGCUGUGGAACUUAGCUUGUAUGACUUUGAUAGGUUUUACAGUACUGUAUAACUUCUCUAUUACGGACACCCAUGGGAAUGACGAAUGUUGUCCUUGAUAGAGAGGUGUCCUGAUUAAAGAGGUCAGCUUGAAUGGCAAUGGAUUGUUCCAGACCAAAGUCAGUGUCCUGAACAGAUAGGAUGUCCUUCUAACAGAGAUGUUGGCUUAGGGAAUUUCCACUGUAGGUAGGGCUGAUUGACUUAAAGAAACAAUGGGUGAUAUGAAUAAAGACCAGCAAAUGCUUUUAUCUAAAACUCCAUGUACAUUUACACUAGGCAUUUCUGUACAAAAUUGAAGUAAAAGCAUUUGCUAGUCUUUAUUCAUAUCACCCAAUAGCUGGUCUUCUAGAUAUGCUGAUGAGACUCAAAGAUGUUAGAAUCAGGUGACAUUUUUGUUGCGUAUAUAGUUAGUGGCGUAGUUGUUGGAGCCCAGGGCUCAUAUUCAGGAGGUUGUGGGCUCUUUUCCGACUGUUUUUUCUUUGUAUCCUUAAGCAAGACACUUUGAAAAUCUACCUGAAAAAGGGAUAUCAUGAAAUAUUGAUUACUGCCUGUAUGUUUGAUUUCCCUUGUUAUUCCCAGGUGUGAUUAUUGUUAGGUCCCAUUAAUGCUUCUCUACCUGUUUCUACUAACUUAUC
This is a messenger RNA of Lineus longissimus, 5207 nucleotides long. RefSeq names its product oxysterol-binding protein-related protein 3-like. Lineage: Eukaryota; Metazoa; Nemertea; Pilidiophora; Heteronemertea; Lineidae. The transcript has 22 exons. Gene Ontology annotation, cellular component: membrane; cytosol; intracellular membrane-bounded organelle. Gene Ontology annotation, molecular function: cholesterol binding. The coding region runs from base 928 to 3789 and encodes 953 amino acids. The record is from RefSeq and is a predicted model, not a curated record.